Cicer arietinum (chickpea) is the source of this 461-nucleotide messenger RNA. Lineage: Eukaryota; Viridiplantae; Streptophyta; Magnoliopsida; Fabales; Fabaceae. The record is from RefSeq and is a predicted model, not a curated record.
UGUUUAUAUAUAAGGCCAAAUUUCGUUAUUGAUCAAAUAUAGAGAAUAACUGAAGAGAAAAAGGCAAUGGCUCAGGCACAGAAGUUUAUGAUGGCAGCCGUGAUCUUUGUUCUUCUAUUCUCAGUUGGUAUGGGAACCAUGCACUGCCUAGGCCUGUGCGAAACUUAUCCACACUGUUUUGAUUCAUGCAAAAAGUUUGGCUAUCUGAUAGGGGAAUGCAUACCACCUGAGAGACACUUCUGCUGCUGUGCCAACAUUACUACGAGUCUUGAGCCUCAGAACUUUCCUUCUAGAAUUGGAAGAAACCAGAAUGUUUUUCUAAAUUAUUAAGCUUUUGUUAGAAGGAAAUAAGAAAAAAAAUAUAAUAUUUGAAGAAGUUGAGUUUUAUUCUUUAACUUGUCUUCUUGUAGUUCUUAUAUUCUCAAUUUCAAGGGGAUUAAUUAAAUUUAAAGAAUGAUAUU